AUGAAGAAUAUGGUGCUGGAAACCUGCAGUGGAAAGGCUGAUCCCAAGGAGCACCUGCCGUAUUUCAACACAAAGAUGGUGAUCAUCGCCGCUUCUGAUGCGGUCAAGUGCAGGAUGUUUCCGGCCACGUUCAAAGGCACAGCAAUGGCGUGGUUCACGACUCUACCACGAGGAUCCAUCACAAACUUUCGUGACUUUUCAUCCAAAUUCCUUGUCCAGUUCUCGGCGAGAAAAACUAAGCAGGUGACGAUUGAAGAUUUGUACAACGUGCGUCAAUCUGAGGGCGAGACUUUGAAACAGUACGAGAAGCGGUUCAGUGCUGCAUCAGUAAAGAUAGAAGAAUCCGAGCCAAAUGUUUGUGCCCGCAGCUUUAAAAACGGAUUGCAGCCAGGGAAGCUAAAUAGUAAAUUGAGCCGGAAGCCAGCCAAGUCAAUGGCGGAGGUGAGAGCCCGGGCAAACACGUACAUACUUGACGAGGAGGAUGACGCUUUUAAGCGGAGACGCGCGAAGGUAGAGAAGGAUGGCGAGCAGAGGAAUGUGUCGCCAGAAGAUAAGCCGAGCAAGGAGAAAGUAGAGGGAAGCAGAAGGCGGGACAUGAAGGUUCGAACAGGGGAAAGGGCGCCGAAGGAAUCUUUGUAUCCCAAAAAGGAAAAUUUUGAGCAGCGCCGACCCUGGCAUCAAGCAGACCCACGUCGCCGAGAGGAGGCAGGGAAAAGUUUGAACGCCCACCUGACAGAGCUGCUGCGUGAAGUCAAGGCAGCGCACGCAGUUGAAGGGGGCGAAAGAGGAGCUGACCCGCCGCGGACAACGACAAAUAAGACCAAGUGGUGUGAAUAUCACCGCUCAGCAGGACAUGACACUGGGGAUUGCUUUACUUUGAAGAAUGAGAUUGAGAGACUCAUCCGAGCGGGGAGGUCGCAGCUGAAUGAACGCGGUGAUCGUUGGAACGGAGAGCGAAAGCAGGGGAACAAGUACAGGGGGUCUCGCAAGCAAGAUGAUCGCCGGCGGGAAGAUCGUCGCCACACGCCGAAUACUAACAAAGAGGAGACGCUGGCCGCACGGAAGAAAGGAGCAGAGGAAACCUUUAAUAAGGAUCUUGAGCCACCGGUUGGCACGAUAAAUACAAUUGCAGGCGGUUUCAGCGGGGGUGGCGUAACAGCUUCAACAAGGAGAAGACACGCUAGGGCGGUGACGUCGGUGCAACAAUACGAAUCUCCUUUUGGGUUCAAACAUCCCGACAUAGUAAGUUCAACGACAGACUUUGAGGGGUUUAAAACGCACAAGGAUGACCCUAUAGUCGUCAUGAUCAGGAUCAAUAGUUUCAAUGUCCGCCGAGUCCUUCUGGACCAAUGUAGCUCUGCUGAUAUCAUCUAUGGAGAUGCAUUCGAUCAGUUGGGAUUAACAGAUAAAGAUUUAAUGCCUUAUACAAGAACUCUGGUGGGGUUUUCAGGCGAGCAAGUUUGGGUGUAG
Lotus japonicus is the source of this 1470-nucleotide messenger RNA. RefSeq lists its product as uncharacterized. The record is from RefSeq and is a predicted model, not a curated record. Lineage: Eukaryota; Viridiplantae; Streptophyta; Magnoliopsida; Fabales; Fabaceae. The coding region runs from base 1 to 1470 and encodes 489 amino acids. The transcript has a single exon.